AGGAAUAUUUUCUGGAGUUGCCAUGCCAUGGACACAGAAAGCCAGGAGACCAGUGGCAGAGUCAAGAACAUGAAGAAGAGAAUUAAAAAUUUGGGUGAGAAAAUGAAGAGAUUGCCAGGAUUGACAUGGAAGACAGUUUGGAAGGUCGGCCGAGACAAUCCGAGGAGGGUGAUUCACUCAUUGAAAGUUGGUUUGUCAUUGACACUGGUUUCAUUGUUGUAUCUAAUGGAGCCAUUGUUCAAAGGUGUUGGAGAGAAUGCCAUUUGGGCUGUCAUGACUGUGGUUGUAGUCCUUGAGUUCACUGCAGGAGCAACAUUAUGCAAAGGAUUGAACAGAGGAAUAGGAACACUUUUAGCGGGAUUGUUGGCAUUGUUGAUCGAGUAUGUUGCAGAAAAGUCUGGUCGGGUGUUCCGAGCUAUAUUCAUUGGAGCUGCAGUUUUUCUCAUUGGAAGUGCAUCAACAUACACAAGAUUCAUACCCUACAUAAAGAAGAACUAUGACUAUGGGGUUAUGAUAUUUCUGUUGACAUUCAAUUUGAUCACAGUGUCAAGCUACAGAGUUGAAAAUGUGUUGAAGAUGGCUCAAGAGCGAUUUUACACAAUUGCCAUUGGUUGCAGUAUUUGCCUUUUUAUGGCUGUCUUAGUUUUCCCAAAAUGGUCUGGGGAAGACCUCCAUAAUUCCACUGUCUCCAAGCUUGAAGGUUUAGCUAAAUCAAUUCAAGCUUGUGUGAAUGAAUAUUUUAGUGAUGAGGAGGAGACAGAAGAAAGCAGAGAAAAAUCAUCAUCAUCAUCAGAAGAUCUAAUUUACAAGGGUUACAAGGCAGUAUUGGAAUCUAAAUCUAAUGAUGAGACUCUGGCAAUGCAUGCAAGCUGGGAGCCAAGGCACUCAAGACAUUGUAGGUAUCCAUGGCAGCAAUAUGUCAAAUUGGGAUCUGCUCUUCGCCAUUUUGGAUACUCAAUUGUUGCUCUUCAUGGUUGUUUGCAAACUGAGAUUCAGACACCAAGAACAGUCCGAGCCCUCUUCAAAGACCCAUGCAUUCGCCUUGCAGCAGAAGUAUCAAAAGCCCUUCUAGAACUUUCUCAAAGCAUAAGUAACCGCCGCCAAUGGUCGCCGGAGAUCCUCUCCGACCACCUUCACCAGGCCUUGCAAGACCUCAACACCGCCCUCAAAUCCCAACCACGUCUCUUCCUCGGCCGAACCACCACCACCUCCUCCACCAUGCUAGCCCUAGCAGCUGCCACAGCCAGUCAAAAAUACGACAAGGACUUCGGGGUCUCCUUAUCGAGCGUGAAAACCAACACGUCAGCAUUGUUAAGCAGAACUUCUGAGAAGGAGAUGAAGGUUUUGAGGCCGACGUUGAGUAGGAGUGCUAUCACUACUAGCCUUGAGUUCUCAGAAGCGCUUCCUUUUGCUGCUUUUGCUUCUUUGCUUGUGGAGGUAGUGGCUAGGCUUGAGCUUGUUAUUGAGGAGGUUGAAGAGUUGGGGAGGGUAGCUUGCUUUAAAGAGUUCAAACAUGAUGAUGAAGUUGUGGUCGUCACUCGUGAGAGACCUAAAAUGGAGAACUUGGCUUCCCAUGGAUUAGAUUAGCAUGGGGGAGGUCUAGAAUCUAAAUAUAUACUUCUAUAUUUAUUCCACAAUAAUAUUUGGUAGGUCGAAUUUUCAUGAUCCGAAUGACUCGAAUGUCUUAAAACGUUCUUGUUUUGAUACAUUUGGACCACACAAAUUUGAGUUACCAAAUAUUUUUCUUUAUUCUAUUUUCUUUAUUUCUGUUUUCAGUUAUAAUAGGAGGGGGAAUAGAAGAGGAAUAAGACUCGAAUUCAAACUUUACGUUUGUAACGAGAACACCAUGUUACUCUUUAUGUUGAUGGUU
Molecule: messenger RNA, 1870 nt
Organism: Camellia sinensis
Lineage: Eukaryota; Viridiplantae; Streptophyta; Magnoliopsida; Ericales; Theaceae
Product: aluminum-activated malate transporter 14
Biological process (GO): malate transport
Source: RefSeq, a predicted model, not a curated record